GGCUCGAUUUAUGGAGUUUCGAAGAACUAAUUUGUUGUGAGAGUUUCUCUCCGCGGCUCUUUGAACAAAAUGGGUAACUUUAGAGCAUUUCUGAGCACAACACUGGUCUUUUUGACAUUUGAGAUGUGUCUGGUGUGCUGUGAUCUAACAGACGGAAACACAGAAUACCUGAAGAGGGAGCACUCGUUAAUGAAACCUUACCAAGGUGUUGGCAGCAGCCCUACGAGCCAGUGGGACUUCUGGGGAAGCACGUUGGUGACGAGCUCAUAUGUGCGACUCACUCCAGAUGAGAGAAGCAAGCAGGGGUCCAUCUGGAAUACUGUGCCGUGUCACCUGAAGGACUGGGAGAUGCAUGUGCAGUUUAAAGUUCAUGGGUCAGGAAAGAAGAAUCUCCACGGCGAUGGCAUUGCUAUCUGGUACACAAAGGACAGACUGCAUCCAGGCCCUGUGUUUGGAAACCAAGAUCAGUAUCUUGGCCUGGCUAUUUUUUUGGAUACCUUCCGCAAUGACCUCCAUGGAAUGGAUCGUUCCUUCCCGUACAUUUCAGCCAUGGUGAACAACGGCUCAGUGAGUUAUGACCACGGCAAAGAUGGCCGAUCGUCGGAGCUGGGAGGCUGCUCGGCUGAGAUCAGGAACAGAGAGCACGACACAUACCUCGCCAUUCGCUACUCCAAAGGAAGACUCACUGUGAUGGUUGAUGUGGAUGACAAGAAUGAGUGGAAGGAGUGCAUCGACAUCGGAGGAGUUCGUCUUCCGACGGGAUAUUUCUUUGGUGCCUCAGCAGCUACAGGAGAUCUGUCUGAUAAUCAUGACAUCAUCUCUAUGAAGCUCUACCAGCUGAUGGUAGAACACACUCCUGAAGAGGAGAACCUGGACUGGACCAAGAUCGAGCCCAGCGUCAGCCUCCUUAAGUCCCCUAAAGACAACAUCGACGAUCCUACCGGAAACUUCCGCGGCACGCCCCUCACAGGCUGGAAGGUCUUCCUGCUGCUGCUGUGUGCUCUGCUGGGAAUCGUCGUGUGCGCCGUGGUGGGAGCCGUGGUUUUCCAGAAGAGACAGGAGAGGAACAAGAGGUUUUACUGAGGAGAGAGAAGAACCUUCUCAGAGGGGUGUUUGCUGUGGAAUGAACUGUUUCCAGAUGACAGAUUGAGCACAGUCAAUGUGAAUUUUUUUCUAAAGAUUGUACAAAUGUUUAUAUCUUUGAAGCACUGCGUUGGGAGGGAAUUAUGGUAACUUGUGAUGUCGGUAAGAAGGUGCAGAACUAUUGGCGACCAUUAAGAAUGACCCUGAUCGAUGCUGUUUUUGUUCUCCAUGUCUCUGUGUCCAUUAAUUGCAGGGUUAGAAUAGACUUACUCUCCUUUACAAACUUUGAACUCAGAGUUUUUUUAAUCUCUUAAAAGACUGCGUGAACUCCUGCUUAUUGAUCAAACAGGCGUCUCCAGCCCUCGUCAGCUUUGCUCUAUGCAGAUGUGAUGCUACAAAAGUGGUGAACACAAAAUGGUAAUUUAGUUUUUUUAUUUUUGUCUUCCAGAAUGUUUUACCUGAUUAUUUAUAGGAAGAAGAAGGUAGCUCCACACACAGAAAGGUCAGAUAAGACAACAUGAAGUAACUGCGGCAGCCGCAGCAACCAUCCAAAUUAAGGUCAAGAGUAUUAUCCUGUGUUCAAGCCGGAGGAUAAAGUGCAGAUUUCACCGUCUGUGUCGCUGUCGCUCUCAUUCUGACAUUUAGGAAGUAAAAUUUUGCGUGUUGAAAUUUUUAUGAAAAAAAAUGACAAUUGAAAUUUAGUCACGACAUGCAACCAACGCAACAGCACCGGGUAUUUAAUUAUGUAAUCAUGUUAACUAUCUCUGUUCAUGCUACCCACCCGGUUCCUGUGUUUACUCCAAACAGAUAGUGGGAUAAUAACUGUGUUUUAUCGUGGAGGUGAGCCACUUUGCUUGAAACACAGACCACUAGUGCAGCAACUAACGACUAUUUAAUCCAUCAGUUUGGUUCUUAAUUAACGAUUUGGUCUUGAGAGUGUCAGUAAGUUUUGAAAAAUCUCCAUCAUAAUUUCCCGAAGCCCACGUUGACAUAUAUUUAAACUGCUUUGUUUAACCAACUAACAAACUGACACCCAAGAAUACCAGAAGAAGCCGGAACCAGAGAAAUGCUAGCAUUUUUGCUUGAUAAAGCAUGUAAUAAGUUCAAAAUAAAAAUGUCAUAGUCUUAUGAAUUAAACAUUAACAUUCACGGAAAUCUGGGUGGUUUAGCACCUCUGCUGAACCUUUAACACACCACAUCUUUAAUUGAACACGAACUAUCACAACAUAAAAGAAGUUGUAGACCGAAACAAAUUGAUCUGAAAAUGGUAUGAUUAUCACUGAAAUCAUAAUCUCUGUAAAGCACAAUAAUGUGACUGUACAGUCUUCAUACAAACAGUAGCAUUCUGCAUCAUGUUAUGACAUUCAAAGUGGUAUAUAUGAGUGAUAUCUCUAAGAAACACGACUUCUAAAUACAGCGGGAUAAGGCCACUUGAAAGAGUUCAGUACACAAGUUGAUGGAUCCUGAAAACUGAACAACCUCAAUCGUUUACGCUGAAAUAUGUAAUUUUUUUCUCCUUUCCUUGCAGGGUCUUUCGAGCAGCAUUUAAUCCAGAAUAUGCCUUUGUUAAUGUUCAAAGUAAAAUGCUAAAUUGUGGUUAAAAACUUGGUGAUUCAGUCAAAUUCUUCAGUGUAAUGAAUAUUAGAAUUAUUAACUGCGACAUAAAGCAACUGAUUAAUAAAAAUGUGCAGUGUUAAUUAUGAAGCCCUUUCAAACUUACAGACUUGUAGAAACCUUGAAGUCUGUGAAUGGAUUGUUUGAGGUACAUUCACAAUGGCAGUCCUGUGUUUCAUGUUUCUUUGUUGCUUAUAUGUCAGCUUUCAUUCCACAAUGUUCCCGUUUGGCUCUGACCUCACAUUGAUAAAGAACAUUUAACAAAAAUGCUAAAGUAAAUUUAAGGACUUGAUGGCAUGUGUACUUUCGUCACUGCUGAAAUGCAGGUUGUCUUUUUUUGUUGCCUUUUUUUUUUUUUUUGCUCCUGUGUUCUUGAAACCGCUCUGUAAUUGUUUCUGCCACAUUAGUCAGUUUUGAUGAGACUUGAAACAGCUCCUCUCAUCAGAAAUAAUGUAUUAAAAUGAAAAAGAAACAGUGUGA
This is a messenger RNA of Chelmon rostratus (copperband butterflyfish), 3177 nucleotides long. RefSeq names its product lectin, mannose-binding 2 (gene lman2). Gene Ontology annotation, molecular function: D-mannose binding. Gene Ontology annotation, biological process: Golgi organization; endoplasmic reticulum organization; endoplasmic reticulum to Golgi vesicle-mediated transport. The record is from RefSeq and is a predicted model, not a curated record. Lineage: Eukaryota; Metazoa; Chordata; Actinopteri; Chaetodontiformes; Chaetodontidae. The coding region runs from base 70 to 1083 and encodes 337 amino acids. Gene Ontology annotation, cellular component: endoplasmic reticulum-Golgi intermediate compartment; Golgi membrane; endoplasmic reticulum membrane. The transcript has 8 exons.